Molecule: messenger RNA, 925 nt
Organism: Periophthalmus magnuspinnatus
Lineage: Eukaryota; Metazoa; Chordata; Actinopteri; Gobiiformes; Gobiidae
Product: mucin-1-like
Exons: 5
Coding region: 80-781 (233 amino acids)
Source: RefSeq, a predicted model, not a curated record
AAAGCAGUCUAGACCAGAGACCAGGUACCAGGACCAGAGACCAGGACUACAGUCAGACCAAAGACCAGAGAAGACUAAGAUGGAGAAGAAGAUGGAGGUGGUGCUUUUGUUCGGGAUCCUGCUGCAUGUCUCGUCCAUUUCAGUUUUCAGUCUGACCAACUCCUCGACCGUGGCUCCAAACACCUCAACCAUUGUGAACCAAUCAACAAUCACCACAGCCUCAAACAAUCAAGCAACCCUCACCACUCUGAACAACAACCAAUCAACAAUCAGCCCUACUACAACCUUCAACCAAUCAGGAGCUACCACGGCCUUCAACCAAUCCACAAUCAAUGCCACCACAGCUUUCAACCAAUCAACAAUCAAUGCCACCACAGCCUUCAACCAAUCAACAACCAAUGCCACAACCACUGUUCCUCCCGGCAACAGCAGCCAAUCAACAGUCACCUCCACCGCCGUCUCGGGCCAAUCAGGAUCCAGCACAGCCAUGACCAGCACCGUCUCCAGCCAAUCAGCUUCCACCUUCACAUCCCCCACAACAGUGCCCCCCGCUGGUGUCCCGGGGUGGGCCAUCGCUCUACUUGUGCUCGCUGCAGUGGCUCUGCUACUGCUGCUGCUGCUGCUGCUCGCACUGUGCAUCUGGUGCUGCCGUAGGGGGCGCUCUGGCAGCACAGUCCUGUAUGAGAACUACAGAGAUGACAUCCCCCUGUACAACACCCACGGGCGCUUCGAGAGGACAGCAGGGGUCCAGGAAGUGGCUGCAGGAGGAGCACAGGCCUGACCAAUCAAAGAGCUCCUAUCCGGGCCUGAUCAAUCACGUGGAUCCUUUCGUCCUUCUGUUAUUUUCUUUUCUUUAUGUUCUUUUGGUCAUUUUUCAUUUCACUCCUGACUUUGUGAUUUACGACACAUUUAAAUAAAUAUAAUA